AUGGCCCCUGCCCGGACGUCUCGCGGAAAAGCUCCGAAAACUCAUCAUGACUCUGGUAGGACCCUCAAGCGAAAGCGUGGCGAGGACACACUCUCCUCGCUCAUUCAACGCGUCGAAGAUCUCGACUUGAAGGCGACCGUCAAGAACUUCUCCGAUCUCCCACUCUCCGAGCCCACCCAAAAGGGCCUCGCGGCCUCGCACUUCAAGACCCUGACGGAUAUUCAGCAGCGCGCUAUUGUUCAUUCGCUCAAGGGCCGCGACAUCUUGGGUGCUGCGAAAACUGGAUCGGGAAAAACCUUGGCCUUCAUCAUUCCCGUGCUCGAAAAUCUAUACCGUCGGCAGACAACCGAACUCGAUGGCUUGGGAGCACUCAUCCUCUCCCCGACACGCGAAUUGGCGAUCCAGAUUUUCGAGGUGUUGCGCAAAGUUGGUCGUUACCAUGCCUUCUCCGCCGGUCUGGUUAUCGGUGGAAAGAGUCUGCGGGAGGAACAAGAUCGACUGGGUCGCAUGAACAUUCUGGUCUGCACUCCGGGUCGCAUGUUGCAGCAUCUGGAUCAGACUGCCAUGUUCGAGACACACAACCUGCAGAUGCUUGUUUUCGAUGAAGCCGACAGAAUUCUCGAUAUGGGAUUCCAGAAGACUGUGGAUGCGAUUGUCGAUCACCUUCCCAAGGAGCGCCAGACCAUGUUGUUCAGUGCUACGCAGACGAAAAAGGUCUCUGACCUGGCGCGUCUCAGUCUGAAGGAACCCGAAUACAUCGCUGUUCACGAAUCAGCCGCCUCGGCCACCCCGUCGACUCUCAAACAACACUACGUCGUCACCCCGCUCGCCUCCAAGCUCGAUACACUGUGGAGCUUCAUCCGCAGCAAUCUCAAGUCCAAGACUGUUGUUUUCAUGGCCUCAGGAAAGCAGGUCCGGUUUGUCUACGAGUCAUUCCGACACCUGCAGCCCGGUAUUCCCCUGAUGCAUCUUCACGGCCGACAGAAGCAAGGAGGCCGACUUGAUAUUACAACGAAGUUCUCCCAGUCUCAGCAUUCAGUGCUCUUCGCUACCGAUGUUGCGGCUCGUGGUUUGGAUUUCCCUGCCGUGGACUGGGUCAUUCAAAUGGACUGUCCCGAAGAUGCCGAUACCUACAUUCACCGCGUAGGACGCACUGCUCGUUACGAGCGUGUCGGCAGAGCGGUGCUGUUCCUUGACCCCAGUGAGGAGAAGGGCAUGUUGAGCCGACUUGAACAGAAGAAGGUGCCGAUCGAAAAGAUUAAUAUCAAGGCGAGCAAGCAGAGCAGCAUCAAGAAUCAGCUGCAAAAUAUGUGUUUCAAGGAUCCAGAGCUGAAGUAUCUGGGUCAAAAAGCUUUCAUCUCAUACGUCAAAUCAUGCUUCGUGCAGCCUGACAAGACGAUCUUUAAUAUCAAGGAGCUCAAGCUGGAAGACUUAGCGGGUAGUUUGGGUCUUCCCGGUGCUCCUCGCAUCAAGUUCAUCAAGGGAGACGAUACCAAGGAGCGCAAGAAUGCUUCUUGGAAGAUGGCUCACCUCUCCAGCGAUGAGGACUCGGGUGCGGAGGGCGAAGGCAAGAAGAAGGAGAAGAAGGAUGAGAACCAGGUGCGGACCCGGUACGACCGCAUGUUUGAGCGACGAAACCAGGACGUUCUGGCGGAUCACUACCACAAGCUCAUCAACGACGACGGCACCGUGGUUGCAAUGGGAGCCGACAACGGCGCUGGCGAAGACGCCGACGAGGAUGCCGACUUCCUAUCCGUUAAGCGACGCUUCGUUGCAGGUGACGAGAACCUCGGCCGCCAGAGCGAUUCUGACUCGGACGAGUCUGUCGAGGAUGCGAAGCCAACCAGGAUGGUACAGAUCGACGGCCAGGAGCCGCUGGUCAUCGACUCCAAGCGUCGCGAGAAGCUCCUCAAGUCAAAGAAGAAGUUGCUCAAGUUCAAGGGCAAGGGUACCAAGCUGGUGUACGACGACGAUGGUGUUGCUCACGAGAUCUACGAGAUGGAGGACGAGGAGGCGUUCAAGGCCCGUGGCGAUGCCAAUACCCAGCGCCAGCGCUUUGUGGAGGAGGAGACCGAACGUACUCGCCGUGCCGAUAUCGACGACAAGGCGCUCGUGCGCGAGAAGAAGCGCGAGAAGAAGGAGAAGCGCAAGGCACGCGAUCGUGCCCUUGCCGAGGAGGAGGCCGAGGAAGAAUCCGGUAUUCAGGGUCUGCCUCAUGUGCCCUUCGAGAUUCCAGGAUCCGAUUCGGGCUCCGAGGCGGAAGAGCCCCGGGCCAGCAAGAAGCCGCGCGUCACCUUUGCCGACGCCAGCAGCGACGAGGACGAGGGCAAGAGCAAGAAGAGCAAGAAGGCCAAGAAGGCAGAGCCUCAAAUCGAGACACUCGCAGAUCUGGAGGCUUUGGCCAGUGGAUUGCUGGACUAA
Messenger RNA from Penicillium atrosanguineum, 2421 nucleotides. RefSeq names its product RNA-dependent ATPase HCA4 (gene dbp4). The record is from RefSeq and is a predicted model, not a curated record. NCBI's taxonomy places the organism in Eukaryota, Fungi, Ascomycota, Eurotiomycetes, Eurotiales, Aspergillaceae. The transcript has a single exon. Gene Ontology annotation, cellular component: nucleus. Gene Ontology annotation, molecular function: nucleic acid binding; ATP binding; RNA helicase activity. Bases 1 to 2421 code for a protein of 806 amino acids. Gene Ontology annotation, biological process: rRNA processing.